Molecule: messenger RNA, 1328 nt
Organism: Cydia amplana
Lineage: Eukaryota; Metazoa; Arthropoda; Insecta; Lepidoptera; Tortricidae
Product: lysophosphatidylserine lipase ABHD12-like
Exons: 11
Coding region: 149-1276 (375 amino acids)
Biological process (GO): phosphatidylserine catabolic process; monoacylglycerol catabolic process
Cellular component (GO): endoplasmic reticulum membrane
Molecular function (GO): monoacylglycerol lipase activity; phosphatidylcholine lysophospholipase A1 activity
Source: RefSeq, a predicted model, not a curated record
CGUCAAAAGUUCGAAGGUUCUUCGAUAAAUUACAUUGAUUUGCUGCCGAUUUUGCAUUGCGCAUUCAGUAUUAUUAUAAUAAAUUAGAUUCACAAUUAAAGCUGCUACGUUUUCUCAUGAAAAUCAGCAACCACUUCCAUUGCGUAACAUGUUAGAAGGAAUUUUGAUCUGCGUGUGUCUUUACACUGCUGCGUUGCUCCUACUUGGGAGCGCGCUGACUGCGGGGCUACUGGUGGUCCACGUGGCCGUGGUGCCACUCGUCUUUCGCUACUCCAAGACCUUCCGUCGGAGCCUCAUCUUUGCCAACUUUGUACAAUGGCCCCUGCACAUAGACCACGAAGAUCCGGCGUCGAGCGGCAUAGAGGGGGCGCGGAACCUCAGCAUCGAAUACCAGUCUAAAGUCGACAACUGUCACAUCAAGAUUGGAGUAUGGCACAUCCUCCCAAAAAGCGUGUAUGAGCGCCUGAAGCAGCACUUCUCCUCGGGCUGCGACAAGGAACAGCUCCAUAAACUGCUGGACGAGGAACUGGCCAACUCCAAGAUGCCCAUCAUGCUCUACUGCCAUGGAAAUUCUAAUUCUCGAGCGGCAUCACACAGGAUUCAGCUGUACAAGUUCUUUCAGCAGAUGGACUUUCACACCAUAGCCUUCGAUUAUAGAGGCUACGGCGAUUCUACGAACGUCUACCCGAGCGAGAACGGUGUGGUGGAAGAUUCCCUCAUGGUGUACGAGUGGCUGCGAAACACCCUCGCCAAGGGGACCAAACCCAGCGUCUUCGUGUGGGGACAUUCUUUAGGCACAGGCAUAUCUUCGCACCUGCUCGGCAACCUGCCCGAGCUAUCCACGGUGCUGCUGGAGCGGCCCGCUCUACCGCUGCCCAGCGGGCUCAUACUUGAGGCCCCCUUCAACAACCUGGCUGAUGAGGUGGCGCACCAUCCAUUAUCCAAGCUAGUAACGUGGCUGCCCUACUACCAGCAAACGUUCGUGUCGCAGUUCGUGUCCCGGCCCGAGCACUGUUUCCGCUCGGACGAGCAUCUCGCUCGCACACGCACCCUUCCCGUUCUAAUACUACAUGCGAGGGAUGACGUCAUAGUGCCACACGUUGUGGGGGCUAAACUGUACGAAUCCAUUCGCCAGUCGCGCGGCGAGGGCGACGCACCAGUCAUACUACAUUCUUACGAUAAAAGCGAGAAUCUCGGACAUAAAUGGAUCUGCAACGCUAAAGACCUGCCCGAGGUCGUGGGAAACUUCGUGUCAACUCAUCGAUCUUCGAAGUGAACGCCUAAUAUUAAUACAAUUUAAUAAUAUAUCUUUACGGUCACAAAUGUCA